AUGGCCGUUGCGAGUGACAUAGACUUCUACAUAGAGACAGAUAGGCAAAGGGCAGUGGAGAUAGCAUCAGACGCUUUAUCCCUAGAGGACAUCCUCUCAAUCCCCGACGUCUAUGUAAAGUACUUUCUGCUUGUAAACCUUCCCAUGCCGGCUUCUGAAGGAAGCACCCGGCUCAUGAAGGAUCUCAAGACCUUUUUCAGUGAGUUUAUAGAGGCAGAAAAGGUUGUGGAUGUGGACUUCAACCAGAAGAUGGUGGAGUUUGUGAGAAAGACCAUAAUUCCGAUCGGAAUGGAGGAUUUCGUAAGCUCUGUGUGUGAGCUGAAGCUAUCCUGUGAAGAUCUUGAGUACUACAGAGGAUAUUUUGGAUAUAGCCAGACAUAUAGCCUGUACAAGUCGAUGAUAAGGAGAAUCUUUAGUUGUGGCUUUAGCUACAAGGAGAUAGGCCUGGUCAUAGCCUUGCUGGACAACGAAGCAAUGUGCUUCAAGAGGCUCCUGCCGAUAUUUACUAGAUUGACCACGUAUGUGAAGCACAACAUCCUUGACAAGAACAUCGUGGCAUGCUGCAUUGCACUUCGGUCCGUACUAACAUACAUCCCGGGCACCAUGAGUGGAAAGGACGAGUAUGUACUGUCGCUUAUCUCCUAUCUCAUAGGUAUAAUUUCCCGGCAUACAAGCUUUGUGUUCAUCAACGAGAAAGAUGCGGAUGAGAUAAUUUCAACAAUCGAGCUCCUUACUGGGUUCGAUUUUUCUACGGAUGUUUCCAGGACAUCUUCCGGGAUACUCAAGGAAAUCAUAUUCCACCUUGAAUCUCUUUCCAACGGAGCAAUGGCGCUCUACGAGGAGGUUUUUGCAAUGGUGUGCAUAAUGGAGGCAAUUCCAUCAAUAUGCCGCCUCGUGCCUGAGCUUGUGGGGGCCGAUUUCUCUUAUGCAUAUUCUCUAGUCCAGGGACUGGUUCUUCCAAGGACAGAUCACAGAGGGUUGAAUGAAUGGUACAGCAUCCACGACAGGUUUCUUUCUGCAAAGUAUAGAAGCCUUGAAGCUCUAUAUCCAUGGAAAACCGAGUUUGACAGGAUUGUGUUCUAUAAUGAUAUAGAAUCCACAAGGUGCCCAUCAAAAGUACUUAGAUUCUUGGAGAAUCUGAAAAAAGAUGUUUCAUGGUCGGACAUGAUUGUUUUUGCUUGCCAUCCUGGGCAGCAAGAGGAGUGGCUGCAGUUCAUGUUUGAUGAUUUCUUUGUAAGAAGUUCCGAUCACCUUGUGUAUAUUGAAUUGUUCAUAGGGUCUGUCGGGGACAGGGUUGAUCUCCUGCUGUACUCCGGAUACUUGUUGCUAAGGUCCUUUGCACAGAUUGGGGCUGAGAAGAAGUGGAGUGUUCUUGUGGACUUGUUUCUUCGGAACACUCAGAGCACGGAUCAAAGAGCAGUUAGGCUGAGGAGCAUUAUAUCUGACUAUAUAAGCGGCCUGGAGUCUCCGGAGCAGAGAUUGGCCUUCUUGAAGGCCUUUGUGAAGAGAUUGCAAAAGGACUUUGUUUGCUUCGACUCAAGCGUUAUUGAGCUCCUAAAUAUGAUCCUGAAGGGCAGCCAAGAAUUGCCAUCGGAAACAUCAGCCGUAAUUUACUUGUAUCUUCAAGGCUGUGCUGUAGCUGAGGGGAGCAAUGAAAAGGUGCCAAAAGAUCUAGAGACCAUGUAUGUGUGUGCUGCAUCAAGGGCCAUGAUUCUGUCUGGAAGCGCAAUAGACUUCAAGGAAUCAAGCACACACCUAGAAAGGUACUAUGAGCUUGUUAUUUCCUGUCUCUCAUGGACUAAAGGAAAGUUUCCUGAGGAGUAUAUCCACAGGACCAAAGAGACGAUGCUGUACUUCCUGUUUGAGGCAAUGAGAGAGGAAGCAUAUGAGUUAGAGAUGCUUGUGAAAGGCAAGAGCUCGAGGUUUGCAGAUAAGUUCAAGGAGCUUUACGGAUGUCUUGAAGCAUGA
Encephalitozoon hellem ATCC 50504 is the source of this 1968-nucleotide messenger RNA. RefSeq lists its product as uncharacterized. The transcript has a single exon. The coding region runs from base 1 to 1968 and encodes 655 amino acids. Lineage: Eukaryota; Fungi; Microsporidia; Unikaryonidae. The record is from RefSeq and is a predicted model, not a curated record.